Messenger RNA from Aspergillus affinis, 903 nucleotides. RefSeq lists its product as uncharacterized. Gene Ontology annotation, biological process: amino acid transmembrane transport. The transcript has 4 exons. Gene Ontology annotation, molecular function: amino acid transmembrane transporter activity. The record is from RefSeq and is a predicted model, not a curated record. Gene Ontology annotation, cellular component: vacuolar membrane. NCBI's taxonomy places the organism in Eukaryota, Fungi, Ascomycota, Eurotiomycetes, Eurotiales, Aspergillaceae. The coding region runs from base 1 to 903 and encodes 300 amino acids.
AUGACCGAGAUGACCAAGAAAAAAUAUGAUGAUAUUGUAGAUCCAGGUCGCCUGCAGCAUGGAGAAAUGCAACCCGCUGAUGCUGUGACAUGGCUUGGAGCCGUUGCGGUCAUGACGAAGACCCAGAUCGGUCUCGGGGUUCUGUCCAUCCCAGCCAGCUUGGAUACGCUUGGUAUGAUACCAGGCGUCAUUGUCCUCGUUGUCAUGGCCGUGAUCACCACUUGGUCAAACUACAUGAUUGGAGUCUUCAAGCUCCGACAUCCCUCUGUCUACAAUAUUGAUGAUGUCGGGCAAAUGUUGUUCGGGCGUCCUGGCAGAAUUAUCCUCGGGUCUGUUGACCAUUUCAAUCGCCUUGAAUGCUAUGUCUCUUCACGGAGCAUUAUCCGGACCCUUUCUCGCAUCAGUUGGCUUGCAUGGGUUGGAGUCAUGUUCAUCAUUACAUCCAUUAUUGUCCUGACCAUCUCUGUGGGCCUCCAAGGCCGACCCUCUACCGUUUCCCAGACUCAGCCCUGGGAAUCCGACUUCCAACUCACCAGCAAUUCUCCGAGCUUUCCCGAGGCCAUCUCCGCGGUGGCCGCUAUUUUAAAUGCCUACGCCGGCACCCCGGGUUUCUUCGCCAUUGUAUCUGAGAUGCGCAAUCCUCAUCACUAUACUCGAUCGCUGCUGAUCUGUCAGUCGGGCGUCACGGUCCUGUAUCUCGCCGUCGGCAUCACGGUUUACUAUUACUGCGGCUCGUAUGUCGCUUCGCCGGCUCUUGGGUCGGCUGGGUUACUGAUGAAGAGGGUUUGCUAUGGCUUUGCUCUGCCGGGACUUGUGGUUAGCACGUUUCUAUUCGUCCAUGUAAGACAUUGCAUUCUCUCCUACCUACCUAUUACCUAUCUACCCCGUGUCUGGAACUGUUAA